This is a messenger RNA of Copidosoma floridanum, 781 nucleotides long. RefSeq names its product ral GTPase-activating protein subunit beta. NCBI's taxonomy places the organism in Eukaryota, Metazoa, Arthropoda, Insecta, Hymenoptera, Encyrtidae. Gene Ontology annotation, biological process: regulation of small GTPase mediated signal transduction; activation of GTPase activity. The record is from RefSeq and is a predicted model, not a curated record. Gene Ontology annotation, molecular function: GTPase activator activity.
GAGAAAUCAAAUGAAAGUACAAUAUUCCCGCGAUCCUGAAGAGAUGAAAAAGGAGUGCUAUAGCUACGCCUAGGUACUUAAUAUUAUAAAGGUGAGGCGUGUGAAAAUUAUAUGUGCCAUGAAUGGGGAAGUAAGUUGCAGGCAAGCAAGUGUCAGACUCCUUUUUUCUCCAAUUAAGUAUGAUUGGGAACGGGAAUUCGUUGCAGUGAAGGAAUAAAAAAAAAAAAAUAACGAGAGAACGAAGCCAGGAGUCCAUGCAAAUAAUCUAUGAAUCUAGGCGUUUUUAAUCGUGUUAACCUUAAGGAUUUAGGGGACAACAUGUACUCAGAAUGGGCAUCUCUGAGUAUAUUAAUCCAGCAGGGAUCAGAGGACAGCCAAAGUGUGUUGGAAAAAUUUAAUUCUGUUGUUGGUAAGGAUGUGACUCUGUCAAUAGUUCGUCAAUUAGCAGCCAAUCUUGGUAUUGCCCAAGCUGCUGAGGCAAGCCCUUUGAUAACGGAUAAGGAAGUCCAAUGGUGCAUGGAAGUCAUUUGCUUUGGACUAUCUCUUCCUUUGACAGAACACGACACAGUCAGAGAUUGUGUGAACGUUUACUGCGAAUGGCUGUCAGCUUUGUACACUUCACCAAAAAUAUGUGUGCCUAAGCCUAUUGCUGAUGAUUCGAAUUAUUAUGCCAGGAAAAUUAUUGGUCAUUUGCACAAUCUUUUUGUACCUAGGAAGGGGGAAGUCUGGCCAUUUAUAUACCAGGAUUUGGGUAACACUUAACAUAUACUUGCAUGGAAAU